Messenger RNA from Gigantopelta aegis, 4121 nucleotides. RefSeq lists its product as uncharacterized. The transcript is spliced from 12 exons. Bases 218 to 2131 code for a protein of 637 amino acids. The record is from RefSeq and is a predicted model, not a curated record. Lineage: Eukaryota; Metazoa; Mollusca; Gastropoda; Neomphalida; Peltospiridae. Gene Ontology annotation, molecular function: Notch binding.
UAACUCCGAGACUAAUGUUUUAAACAACGUUGCAGUAACGGAAACUUUCGCUUCAUGUUAUUAUUUCAUGGAUAAUUUCAGAAUUAUCAUCUACUAGAUCAAGUUGAAAGAAUGACAUUUCUUAGUUAUAAAUAGAAACUUAGGGAAAUACAGCACGACGAUUGUAAAUUAUACACAGUAUGAUUACAAGGCAUGUACCAAAGAAAAGUGCACAAGUAUGACGUUGUUAAAGCUAUAUGCCACAUUGGCCGUCACUGUGGUGAUAUUUUCCACCAGUCACUUCGCUGCUAAAGGUGUUAAAGUAUCAGUGACUAGUUCAGGACCAUAUGCAGUACUGGGUCAGCGUUUUGUCUUUACUUGCACUAUGUCGGAAGCAUCUGAUAUCUCUGCUACAUAUGUAUUUUUACGUGCUGGGGGCUCUGAGUUUAAGUAUCAUCGUAUGUUGCAGAACAAAACUGUAUGUGAGCACAGUCCAGUUCCUAUGCCAGGCUGGAUACACGACCGUUUCUCUAGUUUUUGUGGAGCUGGCACAAAUCAGAUUAAGUCGAAUGUGAAGAAAUAUAUUUUUGUUAUGAGAAAAGUGUCAAAGACAGACAAUAAUAAACAGUGGUGGUGUGAGGUGUCAUCUGAUCAUCUAAUUAUAGAUGCAAUUAGCAAGAACAUCACUAUGAGAGUACGCACUAUCAAGUUAUCCAUGUUCAAGAAGUCCUCAGAAACUGUGCUGGGUAAACCGCUGACUGUGGUGUGUAGACUGACAAACGCUGUCAAUCUUAUUGCAACAGUCUAUUUCAUGAAAGGCACAGCAUCAAAGGAAAAUACUGUCGCCAUGCUACAUCAGGAAGAGUCGCAUUGCUCAGAAGAAGGUGCCUCAACCAGAGGGUAUAGACCCAUGUGUAAGAAAGGAACAGUUUCCGCUGCCUUUGAAAUUAAAGAGUAUGCUCUGAAGAUCUCCAAACUAGCAUCCCAUGAUAACACAUUUUGGUAUUGCCGCUUACAAAACCCAGAGACAAAAACGUUCAUCGGUAGCCCUGCUUUUCGUCUGACAUUAUGGGAAGAUCUUAGUGUGUCCCUCUCCACGAGUUCCCGUCAACCUGCGUAUAAGCAGAAGUUUACUCUGACCUGUACGCUGACAAAUGCUGGUGUUAUUAGAGCUUCAGUGGAGUUCAGGAGCCAGAUCAAUGGACCUGUUCGUCUUAGCGGGGCGCUGGCACAGUUUGAUGGCCACUGUAAUGCAGAAAAAGUAUACACAGGUUAUAAGGCCAAGUGCGGGACAGGAACAGAGGUCGCGACCUCGGGCACUAAAGUGUACGUUAUGGAAAUCGCCAAAUUAUCAACCCAGGAUAACGCAGACUGGUUUUGUUACGUGCAAGAUGAUGACAGUGGCCUUUUCAAGGAAAGCAAAGACAAAUUCAAACUGUGCAGCUUCCAGUGUGAACAUGGCACGCUUCAAGAAGAUAUUUGCAAAUGUAAUUGUAACAAUUCCUGGACUGGAGAUCAGUGUGACAUAUGCAGCUUAAAGUGUAAACAUGGCGAUUUUGACAACAGUAUUUGCAAAUGUGAUUGUAAAGCACCCUGGACUGGAGAUGACUGUGAGACAUGCAGCUUAAUGUGUGAAAAUGACGGCGUUGUGUCACUUGGUUGUGUAUGUCAUUGUAUAAACUCCUGGAAUGGAGUCCAGUGUGAGAUCUGCCAGGUAGAAUGUGAAAAUGAUGGCACUUUGAAUACAAGUGAUUGCUCAUGUUAUUGUCCAGAAGGCUGGUCUGGAGAUAAGUGUGAAUUGUUUGUUGGUGAGGAGAAUGAGACACAGCAUUUGGCUGAUGGUGUAGAUGGAGCUAUUAUAGCAUUGAUUAUCAUCGCUAUGUUAGUUCUUGCUACUAUGUUGGGAGCUUUGGGCUAUUAUAAGAGGCGAAAGUCUACGAAAGAAACCAUUGAUGAUGUUGAUUUUGUGAGCAGCCAAGAGCAGACUGACAACCCAGUCUUCUCCAGUAAUGAAACUGACACAAUUGAUGAGGUUGAAAUAGCGAACUUGGGAGUUUCAGUAAGAGAAGAAGACCUGGAGUCGGUGAACAGGUCGGUUAUAACAGAUACUGAUGAGCCCAGUGAUGUGGGCAGGAUGGGUCGAAAGAAGUAGAAUGAUAGGAGCAUGAUGGUUGAAGUACAAACCUCCGAACAGGCUGACCCAAACCAUACAAGAUGUAAAGAAAAACUCAUGAAUGAGUCCGAUGCAGUAGUUUGGAUUAAAAAACCAUCACCAGGAACAUUAGUUAUUGACAAAGCUCUCUCUGACUCUCAUGACCAGGCUCUCAUGACCAACAUUGUGUUGUUUUUGCAAGUCUUUUUGCAAUUGCAAAGUUUUAUUGAGGCGGUCCACCGUCCUGUAACAUUGAACACAAAAGGGCCAGGUCGUCGGUAGCUAAAGAGAAGUGUGACAUUUUAAAUACAGGAAACGUCAGAAGACACUAAGUGUGACAUUUUAACUGCAGCAGCAUUUGGAGGAUAAUAAUUAAGUGACAUUUUAAGUGGAGCAUCAUUUAGAGGACAUAAAUGUGAUAUUUUAAAUAGAGCAUUAUUUCGACAAAAAGUAUGACAUUUUAACUACAGAAAUAAGAUAAUUAGUGACAUUUUAAGUAGAGCUUUCAGAGGACUAUAAAUGUGGUAUUGUAAGUAGAACAUUUGAGGAUAUCAGAUGUAACCUAAGUAGGGCAUAAUCUUGAGAACAAUAAACAUGAACUAGAUGCAAUAAAAGUGAGAGGUUCAACAUUUUAAGUACAGCAUUACAAAGAUGAACAGGUUUUACAUUGUAAAGAAUACAUUACAGUUUUUUAAUUUACAUAUUUGGUUUAACUGUGAAUGUUUUUCCAGUUUUAAAGCUACAUGAUUGGCCUUCUUGGAUAAUUUUCCAAGUAUCACAUUGGCUAGUUCUGCAUUUCGAAACAGUUUUAUUUUGUUUAUUCAAUUCUUUUUAGAUUUUGAGCCUUAUACAAUUUAUAAUUUAAUGUUUUCGUAAUAUCUUAUUCAUUUUUCCACUUCUGGCCCAUUUGGAUAUUUCUAGCUCCAACCAGUGCACCUCGACUGGUAUAUCAACGGCUAUGGGAUGGUGCAUGUAAAAUUUUCCUUGCUACCGAUGGAAAAAUGUAGCAGGUUUCCUCUCUAAGACUAUAUGUCAAAAACUACCACAUUUGACAUCCUAUAUAGCCAAUGAUUAAUAUAUCAAUGUGCUCCAGUAGUGUCAUUAAACAAAACAAACUAACUUGUUUUCACUUUUGAGUAAAAUAGGUUUAUGAAGAUGUGUGUAUACAUGAAAUAUGUGUAUUAUUAGGGUUAUAUGUAGUAUCAAAGAGUGUUUUAUCAUUAGUAGUUUUAUUGUUGGCCAUUUCAGUUAAGAUUAGACAUUGUUUUCUCCUUUUAAAAUUCCAUGUUUUAUUAAAUUUUCGGGAUUUUAAAUUUUGUUUAAUCAACUUCAUUUCUUGAGACGUUGUUUCUUCACACUUGUAUCUGACAUUACUGUUAAAAUAUGACUGUGAUGCUAAACUAAAUGGAAUAUUCACUUUCCUAUGUUUUGGGUGACAUGAGAAGGUUAAGUAACUUCUUUUUAUCAACAGAAUUACCGUAAAUGUUAGUCGAUAUAAUUCUCUUAUUUAAGCUACAUAAGUACAUCUUAGAAGGGUAAUUGUGUGUGAUUAAUUUUCAUUGUAAAUUUGAUAGAAGGAUGUAAUUAAGUUCAUUAUAAAAUGUAUGUACAUCGACUAUAUAUGGAUGUCCAAAUGAUAAAGUUGUCAUCAAAAAAUCGUUGAAAAGGUAAAAACAACUUGAAAAUCAUUUCCAUGUUUAUAUUCCAUAUUGUGAUAUAAUAACUGCUCUAAGUAUCCAAUAAAUAAAGUAGUGGCAUAAGUUGGUACCAUAUAUUAGUAACUGUACGAAUAGACAGCAUCUGGUUUAGGCAGAGUUUUAUAGGCUAAUAGAUGUACAGUAGCUGGACGGGACUUUGAAAUCAUGGUGUCUGUGUGUGUGUGUGUGCGCACGCGCAUGUCUGUGUGUGUGUGUGCGCACGCGCGUGUCUGUGUGUGUGUGCGCGCACGCGCGUGUCUGUGUGUGUGUCUGUCUGUCUGUGUGUGUGCACG